Molecule: messenger RNA, 912 nt
Organism: Penaeus indicus
Lineage: Eukaryota; Metazoa; Arthropoda; Malacostraca; Decapoda; Penaeidae
Product: zinc finger protein 343-like
Exons: 4
Coding region: 1-912 (303 amino acids)
Source: RefSeq, a predicted model, not a curated record
AUGUGUCUACAGGAUGUUUCCAGGCGGUUUCUAACAUGUUGCAUCGUCUGGCGGCACACGGCGCGGCUCAGUCAGUGUGACCACGGUUUAUGCAGACCUUCAGUGUGGCCAAGGUGUAUAUAUAGACCUUCAGUGUGGCCACGGUUUAUGCAGACCGUCAGUGUGGCCAAGGUUUAUAUAGACCUUCAGUGUGGCCAAGGUUUAUAUAGACCUUCAGUGUGGCCACAGUUUAUACAGACCGUCAGUGUGGCCAAGGUUUAUACAGACCUUCAGUGUGGCCACGGUUUAUACAGACCUUCAGUGUGGCCAAGGUUUAUACAGACCUUCAGUGUGGCCAAGGUUUAUACAGACCUUCAGUGUGGCCAAGGUUUAUAUAGACCUUCAACCGUCAGUGUGGCCAAGGUUUAUACAGACCUUCAGUGUGGCCAAGGUUUAUAUAGACCUUCAGUGUGGCCAAGGUUUAUACAGACCUUCAGUGUGGCCAAGUUUUAUAUAGACCUUCAGUGUGGCCAAGGUUUAUACAGACCUUCAGUGUGGCCAAGAUUUAUACAGACCUUCAGUGUGGCCAAGGUUUAUACAGACCUUCAGUGUGGCCAAGGUUUAUAUAGACCUUCAGUGUGGCCAAGGUUUAUACAGACCUUCAGUGUGGCCAAGGUUUAUAUAGACCUUCAGUGUGGCCAAGGUUUAUACAGACCUUCAGUGUGGCCAAGGUUUAUACAGACCUUCAGUGUGGCCAAGGUUUAUACAGACCUUCAGUGUGGCCAAGGUUUAUACAGACCUUCAGCUGAACUGUCGAGACUCUUAGAGCAGCAGGAGACCCUACAGGAGUAUUUAAAGAUAUUGGUACCUGUGCAGAAGGAAGAAGCUAUGUGUCUUCAAGGCCCAGACACUUCCACUUUUACUAUACGAUAG